AUGAUUUAUUUAUUUGAAUGCUUAAAAACGGAGACUGCUGGCGAAUUGACGGAGGAUGAGGUGUUUAAAUGUCUGUCCGGUCUGGGUCAGUCAGCGACAGGACUCCAGCACACCUACCUGUGUCUGUCUGUGCCAGGGCGAGACUUGAAAAAUGUCUCCAUUUUAUGCAAUUACAUCUAUCUACAAAAGCUCGAGCUUCCCUGCAAUAAAAUCAAAGAUCUAUCGUGUGUAAGUCACAUGCCAUACCUCAUCACACUGGAUGCUUCCCACAACCAACUCACUGAUUUCUUCGGAUUCCAGCCACCAAAAAAUCUCAAGGAGGUGAAUUUCUCGCACAACCAGAUGACAGCAAUGAAAGAUCUUUCUGCAUAUUCCUCUUUGACCAAACUGAUUCUUGACCAUAAUUCAUUCAGUGUCAUCAGGGGACUGGAAAAGUGCAAAAGGCUCUCACACCUCAGCCUGGCCCACAACAACAUCUCGCGCAUUAGGGGUCUGGACCAUCUGCCCCUCAGAGAGCUCUCCCUGAUGGGCAAUGUGAUCAACAAAAUUGAAAAUCUCCAGACUCUCCACAACCUGCAAGUUCUGGAUUUGUCCUGUAACCGGAUUCAAAGCCUCACGGGUCUCCAGAACCUCCGUCUCCUGGGAACAGUCAACCUUGAGAGCAAUCUGAUUGCAGAAAUAAAGGAGGCCGCACAUUUGCAUGACCUUAUUUUGUUGAGGGAAAUGAAUCUCCUGAAAAACCCAGUGCAGGACCAUGAUGAUUAUAGGAUAGCUGUCAUCUUCCUCCUCCAGCACCUCAUACUCCUGGACAAACAGACUGUAACUGCUGAAGAGAAGGUGACUGCUGUGAACAAGUACGACCCUCCUCUGGAGGUGGUCGCCGCCAGAGACCACAUGACCCACUUGGUGUACCAGCUCAUGCAACCACAGGUUAUUUUUGACAGUACACUCCCCAGUCUGGAUGCUCCUUACCCCAUGCUGGUGCUCACUGGCCCACAGGCAUGCGGGAAGAGGGAACUCGCUCACAAGCUGUGCCAGGAAUUUAGUGACUAUUUUGCUUAUGGUGCCUGCCACACCACCAGGGGGCCCUAUUUUGGCGAAGAGGAUGGACUAGACUAUCACUUUGUCACUGAGGAAGAAUUUCACAACAUGAUUCAAAUGGGUCAGUUCAUCCAGACGAUGCAGUACGGUGGACAUUGGUAUGGUCUGUCUAGGGAAUCUAUUGAGCGUGUGGCUCGUGAAGGUCUGGCCUGCUGUGUGCACAUGGAGCUGGAGGGAGUGUUCAGCUUGAAGAACUCGUAUUUUGAGCCCCGUUACAUCUUGCUGAUUCCCAGCAUUGUUGAUAAUUACGUCCUCUUUCUGAAAGCGAGAGGAUUCUAUAGCAACACUCAGAUGGAAACGGCAGUGUCCCGUAUUGAUUUGUAUGCCAGGAUCAACAGAGAAAGGCCUGGCUUCUUUGAUAGCAUCAUCCCUUGUGAUGAUCGUGCUGAGGCCUACCGUAGUCUAAAACAGCUGGUGAAGGAGUAUUUGGGUCUGGAGGAGCACAGUGGAGGAGGUGACAGCAGCUCAAUCACACCUGACAACACCUCCACCAACACAACUGGUGAGUUACCGGCAGCCAGCGCGACAGAGUCCACCGACCUCAUGGACUCCUACAGCAGAAACUACCAGAAGAAAAUCCAGGCCAAGAUGACCCCUCAGCAGACAGAAAUGGCUUCUAAUCACAGGCGCCAGCAGCAGAUUCGGGAAGCUUUGAGCGGGAAGAGUCCCGGUGCUUAUGCUGAGCUGUUUCAAAGAAGUGCACCAGCAGCUCCAUCAUCAUUAGCCUCUCAGUCCCGUCCCCCAGCCGGCCCUUCAUCCUCCCCAGUGCGUCCCGCUGGCCUCAGCGCCCCCAACCUCAGCGAGGACAGCAGUUCUGAGGAAUCUCGUGCCAGUUCUGGCCUGUCCAUGAGGAGCUCAGCGGGAGUGUUCUCAGCAGAAAGCCCGGCCCGGGGAUCAGACGCUGGGUCAGGGCCCAACAUAGAGCCUUUGGAUAUAUCUAUGUUAGGACAGGACCGGGACUCGCUUAGAGGUUUGACCCCUGAUGCUCCUCGUCCUGCCUCUGAUCGUGUCUCUCCAACACACCCUUCCUCUCCAGGACGUCCAGGUGCUAAUGUUAAACCAGUCCUGCCACCCAUCCCAUCUGGAAGGAAGACCAACGAUUCCGGCUCAAAGCAGUAACUAACAGCUAGAGUGGGUGUAGAUAUUGAGGUAUUAGUUCAUCAUGUGAGUGUUAGUGGCAAAAAUGGUUUAAUUAACCCCUGAAGCUUCAAGCCAGGCAUUCAAUAAAUGACAGUGAAGAGAACAGCUGUGGUCAGUGCUGAGAGGCAAAAGCAGUCAUUGGAAAAUAUGGAGAUUCUCAUCGCUCAUCUGUGUCCUCCAGUGGGAGGGA
Messenger RNA from Danio aesculapii, 2431 nucleotides. It is a transcript of the gene lrguk, whose product is annotated as leucine-rich repeats and guanylate kinase domain containing. The coding region runs from base 1 to 2220 and encodes 739 amino acids. NCBI's taxonomy places the organism in Eukaryota, Metazoa, Chordata, Actinopteri, Cypriniformes, Danionidae. The record is from RefSeq and is a predicted model, not a curated record. Gene Ontology annotation, cellular component: cytosol. The transcript has 19 exons. Gene Ontology annotation, molecular function: protein binding; GMP kinase activity.